UCAGCUUAAUGUCCCAAAGUCCCCCAACAAACGAAGGCAAAAGAUCUAAGGCCAAGGCUUGAGGGUAGCCCACAAAACGAGCCGUGUCAGAUUCAACUUCAGGCCGAAAAGCACCGUUGGUUCGCUCCGCUAAAACCCUCCUUAUACCUCCGACGCACACGAGGCCCUGAGAGUACUUGGACGAAAAAGAAGAGCAUAGCAUUUCUAAUCCGCUAGCCUAGAAAAAAUGGUGAACAAAUCAUGGAGAAUUAUCCCAAGACCACUCCUGGAAACCGUGCUGAACAACCAUGCCCAGCACCACCGCGUCCCUCAACCACUGAUCCUCCACGGCCCUCGCGGCGUCGGCAAGACCACCCUCGUACUUGAACGUCUACUCGGCGAGUGGAACAAAGGCCCCCACCUCACCGGCUAUGUAGACUUUGCCCAAUCCAUCAAGGAUCACCAUCCACAAUUCAACCAGUCGUUUCCGUGGGCUUCUUGGUCCAAUUGCCCACCACCCACUUUGUCCAACUGCCGAACUCUGCUCGAGCACACCCUUGAAUCAAUGGUCGAAAAGGGUGUUAAGCUUGGCAGCAUUACCUCUCACCAGAUAUUCACCUCCCUCAAUAAAUGGCACGGCCUCAGCACGGCGCUUCGCCGCGUGAUUCAAGAUAAUAGUGGUGUAAAAAAUGCAGUCUUAGAUAAGGUCUCGGGUUCGGUGUUGUGGGAUCGGGCGGUCUUCGUACUCUCUGCUCGAUGUAAUGCCAAAGAGAUCGAUGAGGUGUUGGGUUUAAGGGAGAAACGGAAGGGCUUGCCAAUGGAAGAGGCUUUGUAUUUUAGGGAGGCGAUUGUGGCCUUGAGAUUGGCGAAGCAGGUGAUUAAGGCUCAACAAGGAUGGAGGGCUAACGCUAUCGCUCAUUUGAAUCGGACAGGCGGGUUUUCGAGGUCGUUAGCGAAUUCCUGUACUGAUUGGCCAUGUUUGUUACUGGAGUUGUUGUCUCAAGCCGCAGAAAUUGAUCAUUUUCAGCCAAAGCUGGUCAUUAACAACAUCGAUGUUCUACGCAAUGCUACCCUAAAUGAUGAUUCAUCAGUCUGUGCAUCAUUGUAUCAUGACAGUUUCAUCUGGAGAAUAAUUGCUUUGGGCGCAAAUGAGCGGUGCCUACCUGUCAUACUAGUUACGUCGGAUAGCUACUAUUCAUACCAAGCCUACAUGGAUUUUGGAUUUCCAGACAUAUUCAUCUCACGCGAGGCAUUCGGAUGGACUCCCCAGCAAGCUAAAAUGCAUAUGGUUCCUGAUUAUUUCAGUCAUUCAGAGUGGGCGGUGGCUGCUGAGGUGCUUGGGCCAACCCCUCGACAUCUAUUUGAGCUUUAUGCUCUUAAACAAAGUAACCAUUAUCAGAAGAUGAUGGGCGGUGAGAGUAGCACUUUCGAAGACAUCGUAGAUGCAUACCUAGCAUAUUUACAAAUUUCCGUGGUGAAUCCUGCUAUGGAUAGAGCAUUGGGACUCCUGCAAAAGUUUGCUGCUGAUGCACAGAGUGGAAAGAUUUCAAAAGAUAAAUUACGGUUUGGGGCACCUUGGAGGCAUCCUCCAAAGACAGAUGACCCCACCCUAUGCAUCAAGUGGGCAAAGCUUCAACUAAUAGAUUUUGUUCAAUCUUUCAUCAAUACAGAGUUUGGGAUUAAUUAUCUAGCAGAUUGUAGUCUUGAGAUAUUUGAUGACCCUUCUGCUGUUGCAUUAGUAGAGGUUGGUUUGCUCUAUGCUCAACGAGACCCGUCCUUCAUUCGGCCCAUAUCUAGAGGGAUUCAGAGGUGUCUUGUGAGAUGGCUUGUCCAGCAGCAGAUGCAAAUGAGUUUCCAGAACUUGCUCCAGUAUCUGUGGCAGCGAAUAAUACGUGGACGUAGCUAUCGUCAUUUGAUGCUAGAAGUAGGCUAUAAAUAGUGAACUGGUAUGUGUUGUUCUAUAUCUGUAUGGUGUUAAUUCGAAAUUUUUGCCACGAUGGAUUUUGAUUUUCACAAUCAGUUUCACACUCUACAUUAAAAGCACCGAUUUGGUGCAUGUGGAGCUUGUUAGUGGCAUUGGAGGCAAUUGAUACUUCAGUUUGUUUUUGUUGUACAGGUUGACAAAUGAAGUUGUCUACCACCCUUUUUUUUUUUUCCAUUUUUUUGGGGGUAGGGGGUUGGCGUCGGGUAGGGCUUCUGUUGGCUAAGAUACAUUUACUUACUGAGGCCAGGAAUUUUUCAAGUUCCUAUAAACUAUUUUUUACAGCUGCAGGAACUGGCAGAUUUGCAAAAUCUGCCAUGGCUGAUUUCUAGAAAUUUUGCUGUUGUUGCUCUGGAAAAUCCUUUACAAUAAGAUUGAAGACUUAAAGAAUCCCUUCAACAAAUAGACAUUUUGCAUUUUGACAUGACUCGAUGUAUAAUAAGGCUGAGUUUAGUUGGCAUUGUUCCUAUGAAGGGCCCAAAAGCAAGAGUACCUAAAUGUAGGUUUGACUUGUAUGCAUAUACUGAGUGUAUAUUUAGUUCUGGUUAUGGGGGGACGCAUUUUUAAAAUCCGAAUAUAACCCAUUAUUUCCCUGUGGGUUGAUUUAUGACUUGAUUAUUUUCACAGAAACAACAACAGAUUAUGUUUUAAAACACCAGUUUGAUAUGUUUUUGUGAAGUGCCAAUUGUAAUGUCUCCUUAUCA
Messenger RNA from Carya illinoinensis, 2664 nucleotides. RefSeq lists its product as uncharacterized. Bases 227 to 1918 code for a protein of 563 amino acids. The transcript is spliced from 14 exons. The record is from RefSeq and is a predicted model, not a curated record. Lineage: Eukaryota; Viridiplantae; Streptophyta; Magnoliopsida; Fagales; Juglandaceae.